AUGAUCUUUAUCCGUUGCCACCUUGAUGAAGGACUGAAUAGCGAGUACCUCACGAUUAAAGAUCCAUUAAUUCUCUGGAAGGCACUGAAAAAUAGAUACAAUCACCAGAAAAUGGUUAUUCUUCUAAGGGCUCAUUAUGAGUGGACUCACCUAAGGAUCCAGGAUUUCAAGACAAUUGCUGAGUACAAUUCUGCAAUGUUCAGAAUUAGCUCCCAGUUGAAGCUCUGUGGAGAAGCAAUCAUUGAAAAAGAUAUGCUAGUAAAAAUUUUCAGCACCUUUUAUGCCUCCAACGUGCUUCUGCAGCAACAGUAUAGAGAAAGAGCCUUUAUUGAGUACAACCAGCCGAUAUCUGUACUCCUUUUAGUUGAACAAAAUAAUGAGCUUUUAAUGAAGAAUCAUCAGUCCCGACCUACUGGAUCAGCACCAUUACCAGAAAUGAAUGAUGUUUGCCUUGAUGGGAAUACCACAUCCUCUCGUGGCAAUAAUUACAAACGAGGACGUGGCCACAAGCGAGGCUGCUGGAACGGGAAAGGCAAGAACGAUAGUGUCUAG
Pyrus x bretschneideri (Chinese white pear) is the source of this 552-nucleotide messenger RNA. RefSeq lists its product as uncharacterized. The transcript has a single exon. The record is from RefSeq and is a predicted model, not a curated record. The coding region runs from base 1 to 552 and encodes 183 amino acids. NCBI's taxonomy places the organism in Eukaryota, Viridiplantae, Streptophyta, Magnoliopsida, Rosales, Rosaceae.